Messenger RNA from Maniola jurtina (meadow brown), 2498 nucleotides. RefSeq names its product probable ATP-dependent RNA helicase DDX27 (gene Rs1). The transcript is spliced from 16 exons. Lineage: Eukaryota; Metazoa; Arthropoda; Insecta; Lepidoptera; Nymphalidae. The coding region runs from base 111 to 2474 and encodes 787 amino acids. Gene Ontology annotation, molecular function: nucleic acid binding; ATP binding; RNA helicase activity. The record is from RefSeq and is a predicted model, not a curated record.
UCCUUUUUGGUAUUGAAUUUUGUUUAUAAUGUGGUCUUUAUAUUUUUAAGGCAGUGAAAAAAUAAAACUCGAAACUUUUAAACCUUAUCAGUGUACAUGUUACAAUAAUAAUGGAGGUAGAAGGAUAUCCAGGAUUGAUAAAAACAAUCACUGAUGACCAAGAAGUUGAGGAUUUCUCGGAAGAAUCCGACGUCGAAGAGGAUUAUCAACCAACAAAACAAAAAGUGAAAAGGAAAGCCGAUUUUGAUCCAAAUUUUAAAUUUGUUGGUUCAGUUGAAGAAUACAAUAAGAAUCCUUGGGAUGACUUACAAAAAUAUGUAAGAAGAAACGUGAAGAGAACUCUAGACCAAAAGAUUGAGCAAAAACGAGCGGAAGCCAAAGUUAAGGGGAAUGUUGACGUGGACACCGAUUCAGAGGCUGAAACUAAAGAUAAUGAAGUGGAUGAAUUGGAAAUAUCUGAUGAUGAGCUGAAGAAAGAUGAAAUCAAAACUAAAGCGAAGAAAUUGACCAAAAAGCAAAAACUUAAAGAGGAUUUAGAAGAUGAAAAUGAAGGCACCAAAAUAGAAUAUGACGAGAAUUUCUUUGAGGAACCACCUCCAUAUGAUGAGCAGGCAUCGUUCUAUAUGAUGAACCUAUCUAGACCUAUGCUUAAGGCGAUUGGCAGCCUUAACUACGUGCAUCCCACGCCAGUGCAGGCUGCCACCAUACCUAUAGCUUUGUUAGGCAAGGACAUAUGCGCAUGCGCAGCGACAGGCACGGGUAAGACAGCCGCCUACAUGCUGCCGAUACUCGAGCGACUGCUGUACAAGGCGGGUGGAGAACGCAUCACUCGUGUACUAGUGUUAGUGCCCACCCGUGAGUUAGGAGCUCAGGUUCAUUCAGUGACAAGACAACUAUCACAGUUUACAUCUGUUACCAUCGGUUUGUCUGUAGGAGGUCUAGAUGUGAAAUACCAGGAAAGCGUGUUACGUCACAACCCGGACAUCGUGAUAGCAACCCCGGGUCGUCUGAUAGACCACAUCAGGAACACACCGUCUUUUGGCUUGCAUUCCAUUGAAGUGCUGGUUUUGGAUGAAGCUGAUAGAAUGCUCGAUGAAUACUUCGCGGAACAAAUGAAAGAGAUAAUCCGUCAGUGUUCUCCCAAACGACAAACUAUGCUCUUCUCUGCUACCAUGAGCGACGAAGUCAAGGACUUGGCGGCCGUGUCGCUCAACAAGCCAGUCAAACUGUUCCUGGACUCCAACAAGGAUGUUGCCUUCAACUUGCGGCAGGAGUUCGUCAGGAUCCGCAAGGAGCGCGAGUCCGACCGCGAGGCUAUCUUGGCGGCGCUCGUGUGUCGCACGUUCAGAGACAGAGCUGUGAUAUUCGUGCAGACCAAGAAACAGGCGCAUCGGCUCCACGUGGCCUUGGGCUUGUUGGGCGUUAAGGUAGCAGAAUUGCACGGCGCUUUAAACCAGCCACAACGUCUAGACUCCCUCAAGCGGUUCAAAGACGAACUAGUCGAUGUGCUAGUGGCGACCGACGUCGCCGCUCGUGGGUUGGACAUACCCGGCGUGAAGACUGUGCUUAACUUCACACUACCUGCUACUUUGGAACACUAUAUUCAUAGGGUGGGCAGAACCGCUCGUGCAGGCCGCGCCGGGGUGUCCGUGUCUCUGGCGGGCGAAGCUGAACGUGCACUGGUCAAAGCCAUCGUGCGGCGCGCCAAGCGGCCCGUCAAGUCGCGCCAAGUGCCGCCCGACAUCGUCGCCAAGUACAGGGAGAAACUUAACAGGCUGGAGUCCGAGAUUGCGACAAUCCUAGACGAAGAAUACGCGGAAAAGCAACUGAAGAAAAUGGAGAAACAGACUACCAAGUUAGAAAGCGCCAUUAAGAAGGAGGACGGGCCCAAGCUGGAGGUGCAGCGGCCGCACGAUUGGUUCCAGACUCCUAAGCAGAAGAGGGAAGAAAAAGAACGGUUGGCGUUGACACUGCAUCCUGGGAAAGUGGAAAAAUCCCAAAAGGGCAAAGGCAAGAAACGCAAGCACGGUGACGACUCGGACGACGAUGACGAUAGUAAGAAGAACAAGAAGAAGAAGCAAACCAAACACACGCCCAAAGACUCCCCAGAAGAACGAGUCAGGCGGGAAAUGGAAAAGGUGGCACUUCUUCAAUCAAGAAUGGCUAAACGUAAUAAGAAGCAACGCAGGAUACGCGCCGUCGAAGACGACGACGACCGCCCGGCGAGAAGCGGCAACAAGAACUCCAACAAGGCCAGGAAAAAACAAACCAACUUCGCUAGCGACCUCACCGAUACCUCCCGGACCUCCACCAAGCGUUUGAGAUAUGAGGCCAACAGGGUACAGAAAGGCAAGCCAUUACAAAGAGGCAAACCUCUGCAAAAGGGCAGAGGUAAGGCUACGAAAGGAAAGCCGAAAGGCAAGACGUUUGGUAAACCGCAAGUGUCUAAACGGGGACCUCGUAAAAAAAACUAAAAUAAAAUUACAUUAAGUACGAGA